GGCGUUGCUAAGAAGGAGAGGCUUAACGUAGCACUUCGAGGAUGCUGGCUCGGUAUGUGAGCUGCUUCGGUUGCUUGUUUUUUAAAGUCCAUUUUGCGUUUCGUGAAGUCGUUGCACAAAGAGGCUGGAGCCCGCCGCUGAGUCAGCUUGCGGGAGCGGGAAUGUCUCGGGGACGUGGAAGAAGUGCCAGGGCCCAUUGUGAGAUCCUCGUCUAGCUACAUCUGCUGGGCUUGGCUGCGCUGACUGGGGGGGGGGUCCUGUGGAUGUUUGCAUGGACGUCUUCACUGUAGCUGCUUGCAGAUCUGAAGCCCUGGCCUGAUGGAGAAAAGGGACAGAAAGCAGGGAUAUUUCGACAGGCUGAAAAGGCGAAAGCAGCUCAAGCCGAGCCAACCAGAAAAGAGCCAGAAUGAGCAGAGCCCGGCAAUCAUCUCUUCCUGUGAAACCGAUCCCCACAAGAAGGCCGAUCUGCAGAGAUUCACGGCUAAACCACCUGCAGGCCCGGGUGAUGGCCGUAAAAGUAACAAUCAGGCAAAAAUGGGGAGGAAGAAGCCCCCGGGGACGGUGGAGUUCAUUGUGGGACCGGACGAUUCCAUCAACAGCAUCGCGCUGAAAUUCAACAUCACCCCCAACAAGCUAGUCCAGCUGAACAAGCUGUUCGCCCGCAGCGUCUACCCCGGCCAGAAGCUGUAUGUCCCCGACGUCAGCCAAUCAGAAGCUGACGCGAAGGCUCCGACUCCCGACGCCUCCUUUACCAACGGUGUUCCCGACAAGCCGUUACUUGAUUGCACUCAAAGCUGCCGGCCAGCGAAAUCCAUCCGCCGGGAGUUCUCCCCCAACUCUGAGGAUGAGAGCCCGGCAACGGUUAAGUUCAUUAAGAUGAGCUGCAAGUACUUCACCGAUGGCAUGGGCGUGGUCGGGGGCGUGCUAAUCGUGACGCCCAACAACAUCAUGUUCGACCCCCACAAGUCGGACCCCCUGGUGAUCGAGAACGGCUGCGAGGAGUACGGCCUCAUCUGCCCCAUGGAGGAGGUGGUCUCCGUGGCGCUGUACGACGACGUGUCGCGCAUGAAGCUCAAAGACGCUUUGCCAUCAGACCUACCCCAGGAUCUCUGUCCUGUCUACAGGCCUGGCGAGUGGGAGCAGCUGCCGUCGGAGCGGGAGCUGAACCCUUUCAGUCGCUACGAGGCUCUGGUUCCCAAACAACCCAUAGUCUUGGAUGACAUUGAAUCUACGCUUUCUGAAACUGUGAGUACAGAGGGUGAGCAGACCGAGAAGUCUCCGUCAGAUGAAGGAUUCACCGAGCUGGAGCCCACCGUCAACGGCAGCACCGAGGAGACAGAGGGCACCUCCUCCACAGCGCUCUGCAGAGACAACUCCGAACUCGUAGGACCAAGCUGUCCGAGCCAGCAGGAUUCCCAGUACUGCUCACUGCUCGGUCGGGCUAAAGACGACGAAGAGGACGAAGGCGUCGCUCAGAACAGCUCCAUCGAGGACGGGGAGUCCGCCCAGUCCGCCUUAGAGAGCGAGAAACGGGGCAGCUUGGGAGAUAAACGCACGAGCCGGCAGGGAACUGAAACCAAAGACGCAAACCCCCAAGGACCCGAAGAGCUGCUGAAUAGUGUGGCUGAUAAACCAUUCAGGAGGCUGAGUCUUCAGGAGGCUCCAGACGCUCAGGGAGGGUCAGGUCUGGGGAGGCAAACCCUAGACCGACCAGUAGAGGGCGACGGAGUCAGCGUGGAGGACAGACAGAAGAAAAACCAGGAAUCUGAGAUGAGGUCCUGGCUGCUGAAGAGGAUGCAGAUUCCAAUCGAGGACAUGCUUAUACCAUCGGAGGAGAAGAGCAAAAAUCCUCCCAUGUUCCUCUGCUUCAAGGUCGGGAAGCCAAUGAGGAAGUCCUUUGCCGUCGGCAUGACCUCCAGUCCCGCGCCCUCAGUCAGGGGCCGCGAGACGCAGCCAGAAUACUGGUUUGCUGUUCCCCAGGAGAGGGUGCACAAUCUGUACUCCUUCUUCGUCCAGUGGUCUCCUGACGUGUACGGGAAGGAAGCCCGUGAGCAGGGCUUUGUCGUGGUGGAGAAAGACGAGCUGGAAUUGAUCGACAACUUCUUCAGCGAACCAGCGUCAUGCAGCUGGGAGAUCAUCACCAUUGACGAGGCCAAGCGUAGGCAGAGCUUCGGCAGCUGCGACAGAGACUCGUCGCUCGAUGCCCUGCCCAUGCUUAUCGAAGCCAGUGAUCUGCUGCAAGACACGCACAUUGAGAAGCUUGCCUGUCGCCUGCCGGCCCGCGUUCAGGGCUAUCUGUGGAGACUGGCCUACAGCACUGAGAAGCACGGCUCCAGUCUGAAGACUCUGUACAGGAACCUGGCAGAUGUGGACAGUCCUGUGCUGCUGGUCCUCAAAGACAUGGAUCAGCAAAUAUUUGGAGCUUUUUCAACUCAUCCCUUCAGAGUUAGCGAACAUUUCUAUGGCACCGGAGAGACGUUCCUUUAUAGCUUCUGCCCUGAAAUCAAGGUGUACCGCUGGACGGGGGAGAACUCCUACUUCGUGAAAGGCAACACUGACUCUCUGCAAAUGGGAGGAGGAGGCGGCCACCUGGGUCUCUGGCUGGACGGCGAGCUGUACCGAGGCACCACCACCAAAUGCGCCACCUUCAACAAUCAGCCGCUUUCCGCCCAGCAGGACUUCAACAUCCACAGCCUGGAGGUGUGGACCUUUGAAUAGGCCUCGUCUGCUCGAGCUCCGAAUAUAUCCACACAUCUUGAGUCAUUUAAUAAAAAAAAAACCCAAACAAAAACACUCCCAAGUCUGUUAUGCGUCACUUGGAGACGGGCCUAGCCACCGAACGAACGAUGCAGAAGCAGACGGGGAAGCUGAGGCGUUUGUGUUCUGCAGAGAGUUUACAUCUGGUUCAAUAUACAUCCUAUGGCGGGUGGAAGGGUGGCAAAGUGGCUUCGGCUCACCUGCUGCCUUACGAAUAGAACAGCGGCCCCAGCUUCCUCAGAGUGAAGGCCGCCGUGACCUUAGAGAGAGAGAGAAGAGGCGAGAGGAAAGCUGCUGGUUGACUGUGGGCCUAAAAUUCAGACGGGCCGAAACGCUAACACCCGUGUUCACGUUCUCCCCAGUAACACCACAUGAAGGUCAAUGUGAAGGAAGAGAAAGUCUCAGAAUGUUCCGGGGUUACCCUCGCAGAAAUAACACCAGUGUCGACGAUAUUUGUGCGUUUGACAAUGUACGCAUUUAUCUGCUGAAGACACUGGGAAGGGUAAGCUCGUUUUUUUUUGUCUUUUUUUAUUCUUAUUAUUGCAGCAGUACGCUUCAAACCUGAGGGGAAAAAGUGGAAAUGACCCGGGUUUAUUUUAAACUACGCCCUCGAUUAGCUCAGAUGUUUACAUUGGACGCUCUCGCUUCCCCUUUAGUGACGACUUGUUUUCCUCUGGUGAGGAGUCCUAACUGGGAGGAAUGGGCUGCGUUUCGCUCCCAAUUGAACAAAUCUGAUCUAAAACAACCGCUAGACACAGAAACAAGUUUGCAAAGACCAAAUAUUUGUUUUGUAUUUUAUAAGAAUAUUUUUUGGAUUUUAUUUUUAUAUUCUUUUUUUUUAUGGAAUCUCCUUUUUUUUGUGUUUUUUUUUUUGGACUUUCUGUUGUUUUUUUAACAAUAGUUCAUAUAUGUCCUUAAUUUUAUGUUCCAAAUUAUUAUUUUUUGUUUGUUUUUUUUGGUCGUUGUUGAGCCAUUUCGCAUUACAGGAGGCACCCGACGCUGCCAUUGUGGCCCUUGGUGAUGAGCAUUACUUUUCAUAUUGCUAUUAAAUUGUUACUGAUUGUAGUCAAAUCUUUAACCAGAGGAGGGAAGCUGCCUGUCCAACUGCGACUUGCUCUCUGCGUCAGUCAAACAUAGGUGGAGAAGAGAUCAUCUGUUAUUGCACUGUGACAUGGCACUAACUAAACAAUCAAAGCUACUAACACAGAAGUGAAACUUCUCCUUGUAUCUGAUGCAGGCUCGUAUUGCAUGAACAUGCGGUACGGCUACAAUCCAGCACCACUACCUGUCAUACUCUGUCACACUAAUGCCAGUAAAAUGCUUCGUGUGAAGCUGAGCGUUAUUAUUUCAAGAUGGUUGGUGUUGUAACUGUGAAUGCUCCCCAAGUAUUAUUUCUUGUGAAUCCAAAACUGCUGUGUUCUGUGAUGUCACUAAGAAGCUAUUUAUUGUGUUGUUGUUGCCACCACUUCAAGCUGAAUAAAUGUUAAACAUAUAACAUAAA
Molecule: messenger RNA, 4258 nt
Organism: Fundulus heteroclitus (mummichog)
Lineage: Eukaryota; Metazoa; Chordata; Actinopteri; Cyprinodontiformes; Fundulidae
Gene: ncoa7b
Product: nuclear receptor coactivator 7
Exons: 17
Coding region: 319-2718 (799 amino acids)
Biological process (GO): response to oxidative stress; regulation of transcription by RNA polymerase II
Cellular component (GO): nucleus
Source: RefSeq, a predicted model, not a curated record